AACAUAGAAGAAGAAGAGGCGCCUCCUUCUCUGCUACACAUGCGCAGUCUGCCGUCCUACUCUGGACAGCUGUAGGAGAAAAUGGCAGCACACAUGCUAGGACAACAGGCCCGCAUGUUCAGCACGUCUGUUAUCAGACCAGUUGCUAAACUGAUUAAGCCUCCCAUUCAGGUGUAUGGGGUGGAGGGCCGUUAUGCUACAGCUCUGUUCUCUGCAGCCAGUAAGCAGAACAAACUGGACCAAGUGGAGCAGGAGCUGGGGAAAGUUACUGCUCUGAUCAAGGACCCUAAGAUAUCUGGUAUUGUGUUGAACCCUCAUGUCAAGCGAAGCAUCAAGCAGAAGGCUUUCCAUGAUGCUCUUGGAAAGUCCAAGGUUUCUCCGCUCACCAUCAACCUCAUCAAUGUUCUGGCAGAUAAUGGUCGCCUUAAUCUGACUGCUGACGUUAUCACUGCUUUUGGCAAAAUGAUGAGUGCACACCGUGGAGAGGUGAUCUGCUCUGUCACCACUGCUCAGCCUUUGGAUGAAGCUAGUCUUGCUGAACUGAAAGUAGCCCUAAAAGGCUUUCUUCUGAAGGGCGAAACUAUCAAGCUGGAAACAAAGUCAGAUCCUUCGAUCCUGGGAGGCAUGAUUGUCAGCAUUGGUGACAAAUAUGUGGACAUGUCCACUAAAACAAAGAUCCAGAAGCUGACCCAGCUCAUCAGGGAGACUUAAGUCCCGUGGACUUAAUUUUGCAAACAUAAAUAUUGCUACUUGUCCUAGCACUGCGGUUGCUCCUUAAAUCCAGUGUCUGUGCUUAACUUCAUAUAGAUGUUAAUAAAAACUACAAAAAACAGAAUUACCUUU
Messenger RNA from Cyprinodon variegatus (sheepshead minnow), 843 nucleotides. RefSeq names its product ATP synthase, H+ transporting, mitochondrial F1 complex, O subunit (gene atp5po). NCBI's taxonomy places the organism in Eukaryota, Metazoa, Chordata, Actinopteri, Cyprinodontiformes, Cyprinodontidae. Gene Ontology annotation, biological process: proton motive force-driven mitochondrial ATP synthesis. Bases 82 to 711 code for a protein of 209 amino acids. The record is from RefSeq and is a predicted model, not a curated record. Gene Ontology annotation, molecular function: proton-transporting ATP synthase activity, rotational mechanism. The transcript is spliced from 7 exons.